Molecule: messenger RNA, 1491 nt
Organism: Eucalyptus grandis
Lineage: Eukaryota; Viridiplantae; Streptophyta; Magnoliopsida; Myrtales; Myrtaceae
Product: 2-isopropylmalate synthase B-like
Exons: 8
Coding region: 1-1491 (496 amino acids)
Biological process (GO): L-leucine biosynthetic process
Cellular component (GO): chloroplast
Molecular function (GO): 2-isopropylmalate synthase activity
Source: RefSeq, a predicted model, not a curated record
AUGGCUGCCCCUUUCAUCAACCCUAGUUUCUCCUCCUCCUCCUCCUCCUCCUCUUCCUUCUCCUCCGCCAUUGCUACCGCCACCGCCACUGCUCCCAAGCUCCACCCCAGCUCCUCCUCCUCUCGUCAAACCCCGAAGUGUCCCACCACCGUCUUCUUCCCCUGCAUCACCUCACGUCCUCCCCCCCAAUGGGCCUCCGCCAUGAUUAGAUGCUCCGCUGCUCCUCCUCCUCCUCCUCCUCCUCCCCCACUGGAGGGCCCCACCACUGCUCCUCCUCCCCACCCUAAGUACAUACCCAACCGCAUCCCCGACCCCAACUACAUCCGCAUCUUUGACACCACCCUCCGCGAUGGUGAGCAAUCCCCUGGUGCCGCCAUGACCUCCAAGGAUAAGCUCAACAUUGCCCGCCAGCUCACCAAGCUCAGCGUCGACAUCAUCGCGGCCGGGUUCCCUGUCGCCUCCUCGGACGACUUCAUUGUUGUCAAGGCCAUCGCCCUUGAGGUCGGCAACGCCGUUGACCCCCACGGCUACGUCCCCGUCAUCUGCGACCUCUCCCGAUGCAACGAGAAGGACAUCCGAGCCGCUUGGGAUGCCGUCCGCUUCGCCAGGCGACCCAAGAUCCACACGUUCAUCGCCACCAGUGGGAUCCACAUGCAGUACAAGCUGAAGAAAAGCAAGCAAGAGGUGAUCGACAUUGCUAGGAGGAUGGUGGCCUUCACCUGGAGCUUGGGCUGCGACGAUGUCGAGUUCAGCCCCGAGGAUGCUGCCAACACCAUAGCGGGUGCAUGUGCUGGGGCAAGACAAGUGGAAGUGACAAUUAAUGGCAUUGGUGAAAGAGCUGGAAAUGCUUCUUUGGAAGAGGUAGAAGGGUACUCGGGCUUGUAUGUACAACCUCAUAAAGCUAUUGUUGGAGCUAAUGCCUUUGCUCAUGAAAGUGGCAUCCAUCAGGUAUAUCUGCCUAGUUUUUCCAGCUUAUACCGUGGUGAUUCCGAUGCCAAUCCGUCUGGUUUGAAAAUCAUAGCAAAUGCCAUGCAGGUUUCGUGUGGAACUCUUGGUCUGUCGACGGCAACUGUGAAACUUAUCAGUGCUGAUGGGAAAGAGCUUAUUGCUUGUGCUGUUGGUACUGGACCUGUGGAUUCAGCAUACAAGGCUGUUGACCUAAUUGUUAAGGUACCUGCAACGCUUCUCGAGUACUCCAUGACCGCUUUCACAGAGGACAUUGACGCAAUAGCCACAACCCAAGUUUUGAUCCGUGACAAAAACAAUCACAUGUCUACACUUGCUUUAACUGGGGAGACUAUACACCAAACCUUCAGUGGUACUGGGUCGAGCAUGGAUAUUGCAGUUUCAAGUGUGAGGGCCUAUAUUGGAGCAUUGAACAAGAUUUUGAACUGGAAGUCCAUGAUCGUCGUAAUCUUGAGCUCGCCAUCAAGGUUCUUGGUUGGGUUGGCAGCUAGAUCCAUGGAUGAGCUGGCUCAAAGCCAUGGAUGA